CAUGGGUCCUGCCUGUCCGCGCAUCUGAGAGCCCCGGUAGGCGCCGGCGUUCUGCAGACGCUCUGCUCCUUCUCUAUGAUCUUUCCUCAGUCAGGAGCGAAGGAGGAGACCCGGCCGCCUCGCGGCGGAGCCCGGAGCUUGAGCGGGGGAGAAGGUUUGGAAUGCAAGAUGGUGAUAAUAACCAAGUCACAAGGAGGACCAAGAGGAUAACAAUCGUCCAUCCCCUGCACUGACUCAGUCCAGAAAACACGGAAGCCAGGCAAACAGGAAAGGGCGGAAAGAACACCAUGAUGACUACCAUAGUUAAGCUGUUCUCCCACCAAGUCUCACAGGAGCAUGAGAACAUGUAUUACAUCCUGACUGAAGACCACCCCUAUGGUAGCAAGAUAUUUCCUGCAGGAAGUAUGUGUUAUCUGAAUGAGCAAACUUACCUGCAGCACAUUGACAGUGACAGAUUACCCACUCGCUUCUGGAGGUUUGUUAUGGUGGAAGAUGAUUCUGUGGCCACAAUGGAUGUGGAAACUCUGCAGCCUCUGAACAAAAGUGUGGCACAUUUUCUCUCAGCCAUCAGCAACCCCCGUGAACGGCUGAACUGUUUUCUGGACAGUCUUGUUCUAGAUGCUGCCAUGAAUGCCAGGCUAGGCCAACCAGUCUUCGUUGAUUUGGACCAGCAGACUUUCCGUGGUACCAUCUGCUACAUUGGGAAGCUUAACAGGAGCCCAUCUGGGCUCUCUCCAGUUUUCUUUGGAGUGGAGUUGCAGGGUGAAGGUGAAGGCAAAGGCUACUGUGAUGGCUCCUAUAAUGGGAUGGAAUACUUCAGGUGUAAACAGAACUGUGGCCUUUUCCUGCCAUGUAACAAACUGAAAUUUGUACCGGCAUCGGAGAAUGAUGAGGCAAAGCAGGAGGCGAAACCAGACACAGUUGAGGCUAUUCCUGUGAAGGUGGGGGAUACUGUUGGCUUUUAUCUGGAUGAUGCUGUCACGCGAGGAGUAGCAAUGGCUGUCUACAAGGAAGGGAACACCUGGAUGGUGGAAGUGUGUCCGGAAGAGGAAGCGUCAACAGAUGUUUUCAGGGUUAUACCCAUGGAGUCUGUGGUGAAGGAAGAGCUGCUCUCCUCAGCCUUUGAAGUGGAGACUGACUCGGGACCCCAGGAGCAAGUAAAACGUAAAAGAAUCGAGAGUACGAAGGACCUGGCAAGCAAACUGCCCUCCCUUGGUGUAAACUCUGUGGUGCAGAUCAGCUUGGACAAGGAGAAUUCAGUCACGGGGACUAUCCGCUGGAUUGGCUGCCUAUCGAAUACUCAGCAGACAAUGGCUGGAGUUGAGCUGGAUGAAGAUAAAGGUGUUUCGGAUGGCGAGUGGCAGGGUGUGCGCUACUUCACCUGUGCCCCAAAGCGCGGCCUCUUUGUGAAGCUGGAGACAUGCCAGCCAGACAUGCGUUUUCUGUCCAACAGCAACACCUUCAUGGAGCCCACUGCCUUCAGUGGCCUGGAUACUCCUGCCAUCCAGAGCAACUCUCCCCCUCUCAGGAAUGAUGUGGCCGUGAAUGUGCUUCAGGGGCGAAUGAAAGGAAUCCAGGGCCACUGCAACUCCUGUUACAUGGAUGCUGCACUUUUCAGCCUCUUUUCCUGCACCUCUGUCUUGGAUUCCAUGCUCUUCAAGCCCUCCCUCCCACCCGACGAGCACAUUCAGAAGAUCCUCCGGGACAAGAUAGUCAACCCUCUUAGACAGAAUGGCUUUGUUGCUGCAGGCAAUGUAAUGGAUCUUCGUCACCAGCUGACUGAGAAAGGGCAGUGUUCCAGCUUUGCCACUUCUGAGAAAGACCCUGAGGAGUUUCUUAAUCUCAUUAUGCAUCGCAUUCUUGGGAUAGAGCCGCUUUUGAAACUGCAGUCUGGAAGGCUGAAGGAGCAGGAGUGCUACUGCUACCAGAUCUUCAUGGACAAGCAGGAGGACUUGGUGGUGCCCAAUGUCCAGCAGCUGGUGGAGCAUUCCUUCCUCUCCUCUGAUCUCAAGCUGGUGGAGAUUCCAUCCUGCUUUAUCCUUCAAAUGCCCCGUUUUGGGAAGGAAUACAAAAUGUUCAGCAAAAUCAUCCCCUCCUUGGAGCUGGACAUCACUGACCUGCUGCUAGAUAGUCCCAGGGAGUGUUUUGUAUGCGGAGAUGUCGCCACUCAAGAAUGCUCAGCAUGCUUUAAAGACAAGAUGUUUGCAGAUACCGGACUGAAGCAGUACUGUGACCCUUGCUGCAGGCAGGCUCACUCUCAUUAUCAGCGGAAAACCCAUCGGCUAACCAAGCUGCACAUCCCUGAGGAGUUCCGCAGGGGUCACCACUUUGGCGGUCUCCGGGUGCUCCGAGAGAAACUGGAGCUCUUUGCCGUUCUUUGCAUUGAGACCAGUCACUAUGUCUCCUUUGUGAAAUAUGGACCAGAGAAAGAGAACUGGAUGUUUUUUGACAGCAUGGCAGACAGGCAUGGAUGGUCUGGGCCUCCAAAGCCACCUUCCCCUCUCAUUGGCCCAGGUGAUGAGAACGGCUUCAACAUUCCCACUGUGACGCUGUGCCCAGAGGUCGCCAAAUAUCUGGAGAUGCCGGUGGCCGCCUUGGCCAUGGAGCAGCCCCGGGACAUGGAAGGAGUUGCCAAACGCCUCUUCUGCGACGCCUACAUGUACAUGUACCAAAGCAAGAAAAUGGCACUUUAUAAAUGACUUUAUAAAUGAUGCCACCAACAGCCCUAAUGAAGCAGGACAGAAGUGAAGAAGCUUGCUGUCCUCUUCCGAAACUUCUCCUGUGCUGUUUGCAAAAUCGCUUGUUGGGAGAAGGAAUUGGCGAAAUAGCUUUGCGUUGGGCAGGUGGUGAUGUGUACCUUCUGCAAGCUCAGGCCUGUCAGCAGUGUGGGAAUAAUCUUGAUGCAAGAAUUUCCACACCUUGUCCUAAUGGUUCCCACGCCCUCUCCGGCGAACCAUCUCCCAGAUGUUCUUGGCCACUGGCACAUCCUUUGGACUAUAGCUCAGGAAAACAGAAGCUCAGCCUCAGGUUUGGACUGUGACUCUCAGGCUGUAGCUCUGAACCAGGCAAGGUCUCCAGCCCCCUUGCUUUUUACCUGCACUGAAUUCCAUGAAUCCAAAACUCAGUGAAAAUUCUUCCUCCUUAGUAAUGGGGGAGGAAGGAAAUGUCUUGAGAGCAAGAAACCCUUUCAUUAAGGAGUUCUGGGUUUGACCUGCAAUCUCAAGGGACCAGCAACUGCUACUCUCCUGCACGCUCCCAUUUCUUUCUUGAUCCCCUUGCAUCCGUGACGGCUCUGUAUUCAUGCCUGUCGUGUCUCAUGUUGAAAGCCCCCAGUCUUAGGUGGUGGUGGUUGAGGCUUCAGAUGUUUCUUGGUGGCGUUGUGUAUCUGGCUAGAAAUGCACUUUAAGCAUUUCUUAAAGCCAUUUCUUGGCCAUUACGGUGAUCUAGGGAGAAGAUAAAGGGGACUCUGACCAUUUCUGCCUUUGCCCUUCCAUUCUUCCCUCUAAUUUUUCCUUUGCAACCCAUACAUAGCAGAGGCCCGCUCCGCCAAGGGUUGAAAAUGUAAUUUUCCUGAGCAGGCUGGGUGCACCAUAUUCUAGGACUCUGUUCCUCAGUCAGUGUCCCAGAGUCCCCUCUGAGCCUCUGCCUCUUCCACUGUCGUUCCUGGAGCCUCUGCACCUUUUAGUCCGACUUGUAUUGGCUGCUGGAACCCUGAUUCUGACCCCUCGUAAGGAGAUGUGGGAGAGAGGCCUGGGGUACUAACACCCACCCUGAAGGGUGGAUGCAGAGGAGGCAGAGAAUGGCUCCUGGGUGGCCCGUCCUGUCCCGUCCAUAAUUUAAAGGGUGUUCUGAACAGCCCGGCCUGGUUAUUCUCUCAGUCCUCCUGCAUGAAUCCCUCUCCUCUCCUUGAUGCAAACUCAACUUCACUCAGAUUUCUCGUGCUUUCUUGUAGAAACCAGCUGCCCCCCCCCCCUUCACCUCCCCUCCAAGCACUGUGAAAAUUUCUUGGCCAUUUGUCUCCCUUGGGUUGGACUGAUCUUCUUUAUCGGUUAUCUCUUCUUAGUUUUGGUUCUUCUUCAUGAAACUUGCAAGGGGUUCUGUCUAUUUAAUAGCUCCCCGUCUUUGGGCUUUCUAUCUAGUAAAUACUGUGUGCAAUGAAACGUUUUAUGGGGAGACCGUGAAGUGCCUUAAACACGUACCCAUUUGUCAGAUGUAGCCAUUAAGUGGGUUUUACUGCUUUUUCUUCUUCUACACCAGCUUGGGUGUUUAUACCUGUUUCUACUGAGAUUUCCUGCUCUGUAUCCUGUGAACAAACUGAGGAUUUUCAGCACUUUUCAAAGGAUGCUGUUGCUCCCCUGGGGUGGGUGUGAAGCAGGCUUGACAGUGAUGCAGAAGCCCUCUAAGGCAGGGGUUCUCAAACCUGGGUCCCCAGGUGUUGGACUUGCUACAAUGGCCUUUGGCUGAAGGCCAUUAGGGAUGGACCCGGACCGGUCCGGAGGCCAUUGAAAAGGCCUCCGGACUGGUCCGGACCUGGGUGGUUCAGUUCGG
This is a messenger RNA of Hemicordylus capensis (graceful crag lizard), 4548 nucleotides long. Its product is annotated as ubiquitin carboxyl-terminal hydrolase CYLD-like. Gene Ontology annotation, biological process: protein K63-linked deubiquitination. Bases 288 to 2699 code for a protein of 803 amino acids. The record is from RefSeq and is a predicted model, not a curated record. NCBI's taxonomy places the organism in Eukaryota, Metazoa, Chordata, Lepidosauria, Squamata, Cordylidae. Gene Ontology annotation, cellular component: cytosol. The transcript is spliced from 16 exons. Gene Ontology annotation, molecular function: K63-linked deubiquitinase activity; cysteine-type deubiquitinase activity.